AUGACAGGUGAUGACAAUGUGAUCGAACUUCUAUUUGAUUUGUUUGUUACCAUUGCAAAUGUUGAUGAUUCUAUCGUACUACUAUUAUGUCCUACUACUCCUACUACUCCAGCUCCAACUCCUACAAUUGAUAAUUUACGUGGAGUAGCCAACUCUCUCUCUCUUUGUAUAUCAAGAAACAUCUGUCUGUUCUGUCUGUCUGUCUGUUUGUUUGUCAUAGCUAGAGGCUAUCUUUUAAUUUUUAAAUUAAAUAUCAUGAUAAGACAUACCCAAUAUCAACAACAACAUUCAACUUCACUCCCCUUUAAUCAAAAUGAAGUGCCAUCAUCAUCAUCACCUACAUCUACAUGUUCUUCUCCCCUUCACAAUAAUAAUAACAAACAUAAUAUAUUAAAUUCUUCAACUUCCUCGAUUCCAUCUCCCCUACACAAUAAUAAUAAUAAUAAUAAUAAUAAUAUUCAUAAUCAAUUAAACUCUUCUACUUCUUCUAUAAAUAACUUUAAUGAUGAUCUCUCACAUCAUUCACAACAACAACCUCAACAACAACAACAACCAUGUACAUCAUCAACAUCAACUUCACCAGUUCAUUUCAUGCCAAUACCAUAUCACAAAUAUCAAUUAAAUCAAUUUAAACAACAACAACAACAACAAAUACAACAAUUUGAUAAUCAUUAUCAAGAACAACAACAACAAGAAUUUACAAAUUAUAUAGAUUAUAGAACAUUUAAAAAGUUGGAACAUCAAGCAACCUUUUUUGUUGAUCAAUUACCAUCGGUCAAUGUUGACAAGAUUACAUCACAAUAUUAUAAUCGUCCACCAAUGUCAGAGGGUGGAGAGUUUAACUGUCCACAAGAAUCACUCAAUAGUCCAUCUAGUGUUGCUCGUGCCAUGUACCAGUUUCUAAUGGCAUGUACACACACCAACAUCUUUCCAGAGAUUGAACCAAACCUCGAUGCAUUUGGUGGUAUCAACUGCGACCACAUUGAAUAUGAUUUGGAGACAUUUAUGGAGUUGGAAGACAUUAAGCCCGAUGAAUUGGACGAGCAUAUUCAAGACCGUAUCGAUAUCAUUCAGGAUCUCUACACCAAUGAAGUCCAGUCUCUUGACAAUUGCUAUGCGACUGCUAGUUCAAUGUUGGAUCAGUGUCACAGCACCUUGGUCAAGAUCAGACCUCUUCGUGCACAAGAACACCAAGCCAAGCUCAAGUUUGUACACUCUAAGCUCUUGUUGCCAAAGGCCUAUCAAAAGGGUAUGUCUUGUGACCUACUACUCGAUUGUCGUAGAAUGGCUGGUGUGUCUCGUGUCCCCAAGGCCCUUGUCACCAAUCCCGAGGAUCAACCAGAUCUCGCACCAAAAAAGAGAGGUCGUCCAUCGUAUCUAAACAAAGCCAACAACAUUGCAUUGUAUGGCAAACCCGACACCAAGAAAACCAAGAAAUACAAUGCCAAGGGCAGAAGAACUUUGGCUCAAGAUGCAUCCAAUGCACUAAACUCUUGGUUCUACAAUCACAUUAACUUUCCACUACCAAACGAAGAUGAAAAAUCACUCCUUUCAUCCAUCUCUAAUCUCUCUAGAAUUCAAAUUGACAAUUGGUUUGGCAACAAGAGAAUCCGUGAAAGAAAGAAAAAGAUGGCUCUCCAAGGUAUCCAAAAGACCAUCGAAAUGAAUGAAAAUGCUCAUCAUUCAUUUAAUCAAAUUCAUCAAGAUGGUCAUGGUAAUGGUCAUCAUGACCAAGACUCUAGUGAUAUUUCAUCAGAUCAUCAUGGUUCAUUUAUUAUUGAUGAAGAUUAUAAUGAUGAUGAUAAUGAAGAAGAAGAUUAUAAAAUGAAUAAUAAUAAUAAUAAUAAUAUAUCAUCUUCAAAAAAAAGAAAGAAUAGAAAACAUAAAUAA
This is a messenger RNA of Cavenderia fasciculata, 1890 nucleotides long. RefSeq lists its product as uncharacterized. Bases 1 to 1890 code for a protein of 629 amino acids. Lineage: Eukaryota; Evosea; Eumycetozoa; Acytosteliales; Cavenderiaceae. The record is from RefSeq and is a predicted model, not a curated record. Gene Ontology annotation, biological process: regulation of DNA-templated transcription. The transcript is spliced from 2 exons. Gene Ontology annotation, molecular function: DNA binding.